Messenger RNA from Trypanosoma rangeli, 1338 nucleotides. Its product is annotated as putative pyruvate dehydrogenase (lipoamide) kinase. Gene Ontology annotation, cellular component: mitochondrion. The transcript has a single exon. The coding region runs from base 1 to 1338 and encodes 445 amino acids. The record is from RefSeq and is a predicted model, not a curated record. Gene Ontology annotation, molecular function: pyruvate dehydrogenase (acetyl-transferring) kinase activity. Gene Ontology annotation, biological process: regulation of glucose metabolic process; protein phosphorylation. NCBI's taxonomy places the organism in Eukaryota, Euglenozoa, Kinetoplastea, Trypanosomatida, Trypanosomatidae.
AUGUUUCGUCGAUGUUUGCGACUCACAAUUCCCCAUUUGCGGGAUCUGAUUCACCGCUUAGACAAUUUUGAAAAGGAACUUAUUGAACUGAGGGCCUUUCGUCAGUUGGUUGAGGCGUCUUCACCAGACCUGGCAGCUGCAGCUGAUGCGCUUACAAAGGAGCGACGAAAGGUACAGGAGGAUUUAGACGUUGCUAUGGGCAAUCCUUUAACGGCCGAUGAGUUUGUGGAGUUGAACCAAUUUUACGCACUUCAAAAGGAAAAGAGGUUACCACUGGUAAAUAUGGUGCAUAUACGAAAUACUGACGAUCUCUACAUGUAUGCAAAACUUUUUCAUCGUGAAAACCUGGUGCGUUUGGCACAGAGGGCCCGUGCCUUAACUCAUGCCCCUAUGGGAUUGUCUCAAAUGCCUUCUAUACAGGAGUUGCGCCGGUGGUAUGAAUGGAGCUUUCAUGGUAUAAAGUCCACUAAACUUCCUGUUGAUUUGGAAAGUGCGCGGCAAUUUCAUUCGAUGAUACGAUGCGUAUUUUUGAGACACUACAACGUGAGUGCAUUAUUAAGUGAGGGUAUUUACGAGCUUGCACAACGGGAGAUGUGGAGUGAACGCGACUUUUGCGAUCAAUCACUUACGCUUGUCUUUGAGGAGCUUCAGUUAUUUUUUGAUGACUUUUGUAGUGGUCGUGUGAGGCUGCGUUUUCUAGUGGGCCAUUACAUGUACUUGUCUACGCAUAUUCUACCUGUAGAGGAGACGGACCCUGAAAAGUUGACUGCCCCUUUGUUUUUUGAUCAUGAUCCGAACACUUUUGUUGGUAUGAUAUGUCGUGAGUGUUCGUUGGUAACUGUCUUGAGGUGUGCCAUCCGCGCAGCAAAUGAGUUGUAUGCAGAAUCUAAUGUUGAGCUUCGUGUCGCUGGCGAUCCGGACCUAACCUUUCUUGGUAUACCGUAUAUAAUGUAUGAUAUCGUGUCUGCCAUGAUUGAUGAUGCCGUGCAGGCGAAUAUGAUGCGGCAGGAAAAGUUUGGUGUAGCUUGCACACCCGUAGUGGUGACUAUUUCUCAGAGAGAUGAAAACGAACAAAUUUGUGUUAGUGUAUCAGAUACUGCGGGUGGAGUGCCACUCGAAGAGGUGAAGCAUGUCUUGAAGUACUGGUCAUCAUUCAAGGCCACUGAUAAUGAGAAAAAGGCGGCUAAAACGUGGAUUCACAGUCCUAUUAGAAUGCCAUAUGCAUAUUGUGCGGCCAAAGUAAUGGGGGGUGAUAUUUCUGUUGUGUCAAUUGAGGGAUACGGUACCGACCGUAUUUUGUACGUCCCCCGCUCCGGCAUUAUAAAUAUCAGCAUUUAG